Molecule: messenger RNA, 2702 nt
Organism: Labrus mixtus (cuckoo wrasse)
Lineage: Eukaryota; Metazoa; Chordata; Actinopteri; Labriformes; Labridae
Product: zinc finger protein 26-like
Exons: 5
Coding region: 250-2025 (591 amino acids)
Source: RefSeq, a predicted model, not a curated record
CCCCUCCUGGGGAACUCGUCAAGGAAAAAUGGCGGAUUCGUGUGUUGUCCAAUAGUUGAUGAACGUUGGAUGGAUUUAAAGAUUACAUGUUUAACAUCACAUGUCAGGUGUGGACGGACUGUGUUUAGAUACGUCACUCAUCUCCAUUGAAGCGGGAGUUCUCCUCGCGCCGCAGGUGUACAGUCACUGGGAAGCUUAAGGACAGCUCCGGCAUUUUCUGAAAAGGACAUCUGCCAGCCAUAUUCAAAGAUGUCGGACUAUCUGAUGAAAGAAUUCAGGGCCCUUCUCAGUACAACCAUGGAGUCGGUCCUGAGAAGGGCUAUGUUUGAAAUAAUGAAGGUCUUUGAGAACAGCAUCCACGACCAUCAGCUGGAGCUGGCACAGAAAGGAGAAGAGAUUGUUCAACUUAAAGUGAAGUUGCAGAGAGCGGAGAUCAAACUGAGAGAUAAUGGGUGUGCGGGCGAUGAAAGAGCUGAGAUGAAUAAUACUACAAGUGAAGUACGAAUUAAGCCUGAGGAUCCUCUGAAUGCCUCUGCACAAACCUCUGUUGUUUCUGAGAUUGAUUUUGAAGUACCUGAUGACUGGUGUGCUCCUUUGGGCUGCGAGACCGUGACAAAGCAAGAAGAGGGGGGUUGUCCCAGUGUGAGACUGCGCCAGCUGUCUAUUCCUCUUUGGCACGUUCCAAUUAAGCAGGAGAUGGCUAGCCAUGACAUUGACUCCCACCCACAAACAAAAGGUCUCAGAAGAUCAAAGAGAGAUUCCUCAUUAAACGACAAGAACAAUCAAACCUUGGGCAAUAAUUUGCUAAGGCGUGACCAAGGAGUUCGGCGUACUAGAGUAAGCGAAGACGUCAACGUACCGCUGCAAGAAAAUACUCGAGCGGUUGUUAAAGUUACCAAAAAAAGAGGAAGAAAACCAAAGCCGCAAGAAACUACAUCAAAGAGGAAAAGCGAGGAUAAGGAAAUUGCGGUAAUUAAGUCUAAGCCUGCAGGAAAAGAGACUGUAGUAGAGGAAGGUAAAGCAAUGUACAGCUGCAAGUAUUGUAAGAAGGCAUUUGAUUCACCCUUUGGCCGAAAUGUGCAUGCACGGUUUCACAAGUGGUGCAAGGGUUGCAAAACAGUGUUUGCCUCUCCGAGUGCACUCAAGUAUCACAAACCAAAUUGUGCUAAAUUCCAGAAAAUGAUGGCAAAAAAAGCACAGUCUUCUGUCGCUCAAGACCCUGAGUUGAGCAAUAAAGAAUCCCCACCAAUCAAGAAAACGGUGAUAACUAAGAAAGAGGGCGCAGCCUCCACUUCAAACCACAGUGAUUCCUCUGGGGAGAAAGAUCAAGCCAUCAAACAGUACUCCUGUUUACAUUGUAAUGCAAAGUUCAAAUGGCAUUUCAAGCUCCAGGAGCACAUGCGUAUUCAUACUGGUGAAAAGCCAUUCACUUGCAGCAUUUGCUCAAGGAAAUUCCGAGUAAACCAGUUCCUUAAACUCCACAUGGCGAGACUCCACAAAAUGGAAGUGAAUUCUGAGGACUUAAACGUGGACCUUUCAUGGACUAAGCCUGUCGAGGCCACUGAGGAAUCGAUUUCUCCAAGAAAAGAAUCAAGUGUACCAACCAACCACGUUACUGUCGAGAGAAAACCCAAGGUUAAAGGGACGGGUGCUUACGGGAGUCGUGGCUGGGAAGCAUGUGGCACGCACAACCCCAACGGUUACACCUGCAACGUGUGUCUGCAGGUGAAAAAAAACAAAUAUCUGUUGAUAGAACACUACCGCAUCCACACAGGAGAGAAGCCCUUCAAGUGUGUCAAGUGUCACAAAAGGUUUCGUUUUCGGGGACAGCUCUCCACGCACCAAAAAUCGUGUACUCAGUCAAGUAACCAGUGUAACAAGUGUGGGGAGAAAUUCUCAGGAAAAGAAAUGUACGAUAAGCAUAUGUUGAAAGUUCACAAGUAUCGAUCUCACUGCUGUAAGAGUUGUGGGAAAAAGUACACAACUGCAAAACGCCUCAAGAGCCAUGUAAAGCGUUUACAUUAGUAAAGGACUUCCACAGUUAAUCUACUUUGUCAAGACACUUCACCACAAUAUCGAGGAAAUCAUGUAAGACCACUACGACAACAAAUUUGACUGCACUUAUGUCUUUCUCUUUUUUUUAAGGACAGCUAACAUGAUAUAGACAAAAUUACAAAAUCUCUACUUGUUAAAAUCUGUAAAAGGUAAACUUUCAAAUUCUUCAUCGUGGUUUUUGUAUUGAGUUCAAGUUAAUGUCAAAUUGUCCCCAAGAUUUUGUCUACUUUUUUUUGAUUUGUAUACAGUUUGAGCCACUUGGAAAGAGUUUACCAUUUUGUUUUCCUUCAGCCAAGUUAGGUGUACAGGUUUUUAGCAGAAUUUGAGGUGCUGUGCCUGGUUGUGGAGUCAGAUUUGUGGUACCAGCUUUGUAGUGUUGACUUUUUGCUACACAAUUUGUAAAUAGCUGCCAAGUAAAAUCUCUAUUGUAACAUCAUGAUAACUGAAAACAUCCAAAGUUUUUUUGCUUUUUUUUUUAUCUAAUGCUUUGAGUUUUUUUUUAUAUUUAUUAGUUUUAACUGCUCAAAACCGAUCUGAAAUAGAUCUGCCUGACCAAAAUAGAAGAGAUUUUACUAACGAGUUUACUUUUUUCUGUUACAGUUAUGUUGCUAGAUUAACAUUUUUACCAUUACAAUAAAACCUGCAAU